AUGAACUUCGAUAAUGGAACUAUAGAUAAUACAAUAGGAACUACUUUUGAUCCACAAAAUUUGGAGAUUAAGACAAAAUCUAUUGAACAAACACUUGUUCCUCUUGUUACACAGAUAACUGCUUUGGUAAAUUUUAAAGAAAAUAUUAUAUCUAAUGGUAAACCAAAAUCUGAACGUGCAAUAAGAGGAGCUUUAAAAGUGGGAUCAGCAGUUGAGGCAGCAAUAGAACGUUUUGUUGCAGUUGGUGAAACUAUAGCUGAUGAAAAUCCUGAUAUACAACCUGAGAUGUAUGAUGCCUGUCGAGAGGCUAGGUAUGCCGGUUCAUCUAUAGCUAACUUGAAUGGUAGUAUUUUUCUUGAAGAUCCUUCAUCUGGAGGUUCUGGUGCUGUUGACAAAGCUGUACUUGUUAAAGCUGCAAGGCAAUUAUUAUCAUCUGUUACAAGAGUUCUUUUAUUAGCGGAUAGAGUCUUAGUUAAGCAUAUCCUUAGAGCUGAAGAUAAGGUAGCUUUUUCAUUAACUAAAUUAGAAAAUUGUUCACAUUUUACUGAAUUUGUCAAAAUAUUUACUGAAUUUGGUGGUGAAAUGGUUGAUUUAGCGCACAGAUCUGGUGACAGACAAAAUGAUUUAAAAAGUGAUAAAAGAAGAGCUCAAAUGGCUUGUGCUAGAACUAGCCUUGAAAGAUUAACUAUGUUAUUGUUGACAGCUUCAAAAACAUUACUAAGGCAUCCAGAUGAUCAAGGAGCCAAACAAUGUCGAGAUGGAGUUUUCCAUUACCUUCGACUUAAUUUACAAUUAAUAGGACUUUGUGUGACAGAUGGAGUUGUACCAUAUGAUAUUUCAAGAUACUAUACUCCAUUAUCAUUUCCAUCAGAUGAACCUUUAGAUAUUGGAUUACAAUUAACAGCAAGUGUAACAAUAAAACAGCUAAAUGAAAUGUUAGAAAUGGUAAGAUUAACGGGAUCUACAAAUGUUGGUAUAAGAGAAAGAUUAAUAGGAGCUUUGGAUCAAUUAUGUGAAAUGACACAAGAUUUUACUGAUUCUCCAAUAACACCACAUCAUCAAAGGGAGCAAAUACUAGAUUAUCUAGAAGAAUGUCGUUUUGAAAUGAGUAAUUUAAUAGUACCAGCUUCUAUGGAUGAUAAAGAUGGAUUGUGUAAUGAUAAUGUUGAAGUUAGUGUUGAAAGAUUAAAUAGAAGAUUAGGGGAUUUAAAAAAACAGCUUCAAGCAGUUGCAUUAGAACAGGUUGCUUCAAUAUUUAGAGAAAAUGAAGAUCAUAAUAUAUUGACUUCAAUAAAAGCAUGUUCUGUUUCGGGGGAUAUUGAUGGGGUAGAAAAGUUUUUACAAAAAUUUAAAAAUCAUACUGAACAUGUUCAAGAUGUUUGUAGAUUAUUACACCAUGUAUCAUUAACUGACUCUCUUCAUGUUUACUCAGGACAAACUGAAAGAACUUUGAGAGCACUUUCUCCAUUGACAUUAUUUGCUGGAAGAACACUAUGUAUUCAUCCAUCUUCACGAAUAGCCCGUGAAAAUCUUGAAGUAUUCUGUGAUACAUGGGCACAAAAUAUUAGUGAUCUUUCAAGAUUAGCUCGAGAAUUUGAUACUGUAGUUUCUGGUAGAGUUGCAGCAGAGAAACAAGCAUAUAUGUCACUACCACGUCCAGGAGUAGGUUAUUAUGAAACUUCUUGUAACUAUUUUCCAUCAACUAGCAUGUCUUCUAAUUUAAAUAAUAUGUGUAAUAACUUUCCAUCUGAAUCUUAUGCCUCCCAUACAUCAUCAUCUUCUUUCUAUAGUGAACCAUCUCCUGAAAUUUCUGUUUCUAUGACUGGUGAUAGUGCUUUUGUUUCCAUGCCUUAUUCUUGUUUAUCGUCAUCAAUAACUGAAUAUAGUAGUGAUAUGUCAAAAAGUUAUAAUAAUAGUGUUCAAAAUUCUACAUAUCAUUCACCUACUACUCCAAUAAAAGAAAAAGUUAAUGAUAGUGUUAGUGAUAAUCGUAAAGAUAUUGAAUUUUGUUUGUUAAAAGAGCAUGAUUGUAGUAAAAGUGCCUUCACUAUUUUUAAAAGAAAUCAACAUGAUUCUACAUCACCACUUCUUUUAUCACCAAUAACAAAAGAAGUUCUUACUGGAUGUCUUGAUGAAAAUAAACAAAUAGUUGAAGAUAAAAGAUUAGGUACACCACCACUUCCAAUUAAGAAACAUGGUACUACAACAAAGCCAUCAAAACCAAUAACACUUGAUGUUGAAGAUCAGCAAAAAAUAGCUAAAGUUGGGUUAGAAAUGAAACUUCUAACUUCUGAAGUUGAUGCUGAAGCAGAGAAAUGGGAUGAGUAUGCAGAAAAUGAUAUUGUUAAAAGAGCUAAAUCGAUGUCUUCAAUGGCUUAUAAUAUGUAUUUAUUUACAAGGGGUGAUGGUCCACUUAAAACAACUCAUGAUUUAUUUACACAAGCUGAAUUUUUUGCCGAACAAGCUAACAAAAUGUAUAAAACUGUCAAAGAAUUUCAUUAUGAGGUUCCUGGAUCACCAGAAAAAUCUGAUUUAAUGAAUGUUCUUGAAAGGAUUCCUCUUCAUUGUCAACAACUUCAGGUUCUUGUUAAAUCACCAACAGUUGGUAAAAGUGCAACAUUUGGAAAGGUGGAUUCUGUUAUACAAGAAACUAAAAAUUUAAUGAAUGAGAUAGCUAAAUUAGUAACAUCAUGUUUCGUUUGCGCAACAAAAUUCGAAAUAGAGUUUCGUGGUACUGGUUCAACAAGAUCUACAGCUAAUGAAGGAGAUUCAUCACAUCAUAGAAUGAGUAGAGAAAGUACACUUUGGAGAAGGACACCAAGUACUAGGAGAACAGCUCCUCCACCAAAUAUUCAUCAUCAUAGCAGUCAUGACCUUCAAAGUACAGCUGCUUCAGAAAAAUAUCAAAAAAUUGGUUAA
Molecule: messenger RNA, 2919 nt
Organism: Strongyloides ratti
Lineage: Eukaryota; Metazoa; Nematoda; Chromadorea; Rhabditida; Strongyloididae
Product: Alpha-catulin
Exons: 4
Coding region: 1-2919 (972 amino acids)
Biological process (GO): cell adhesion; Rho protein signal transduction
Molecular function (GO): actin filament binding; cadherin binding
Source: RefSeq, a predicted model, not a curated record